UUCCCCAAUCCGGACUUCCUUCUCCUCAUUGACUUUGCGAUGUUAUAACGCAGCUCCGGUUGAUGGGUUAAUGACCGAGGCAAGUCGUCAGAAUUGACAUCCAAGCGGGCGGGCUGGUCAGUCGUUUGCUACGUGAGUAUCAGAUGUGGUUUGAAUAUGAAUGCAUGAAGAGGCCAGUGCGAUCUGUCGAACUUGCACUUUAUCCACAGACCAGCUCCUGCCAGUGACUGUUUAUUCAGCAGUAGCAGCAUAUUCAUCACUAUGGCUUCUGCGUCUUCCAAACCCACGUUCAAAAAUUUAACGAUCGAGUCUCCUUCUGACGCCCCAGGAGUCCAUGUGAUCGUGAUGCAAAAGGCGCCGGAGAACCGGCUGAACGUGGAAUAUGCGCAAACGAUCAUCUCUGCUCUGCGGUACAUUGAGACUCAACUGAUGAAGCCGGAUGCCCCAGGGGCAGUAGUGCUUUCAUCAUUCUCCGACAAGUUCUGGUGCACGGGACUAGAGCUGGACGAGAGCGACAACAACAUCUACGCCAAUGCCGACGGCUUCUAUCCUCUCCUGGCAACACUGCUCGACUACCCUUAUCCGACGAUAGCCUUAAUCACCGGCCACACGUUUGGUGGAGCUUGUCCAUUCAUGCUGUCGUGCGACUACCGGGUCAUGAACAGCAAGCGUGGCUUCAUCAGCAUGCCUCCUGUGAACUUGGGCCUUCAUUUUGACGGGAUCGGUGCCCUGCCCCGGCUGAAAUUGCGCCCUCAGAUCGCACGAAAGAUGUUGCUAGAGGCCCACAGAUGGACAGGCCAGGAAGCUUUCAAGGACGGGAUUGUCGAUGAGAUUGCUGCUCCGGAACAGAUGAGGCAGCGUGCCGUGGAGCUGGCCAAGUCCGUUGCUCCGCGUGCCGCAAUGGGCGUGUACGGUCUCUUGCGGGCUGAACUAUGGGGUGAAGCACUGGACAAAUUCAAGGCCAUCAGCUAUGUGCACAGAAAGCGUGUUGGAACGGCUCCCAAAGCGAAGAUCUAGAUUGCUCGAGCCAUGUGGUCGUAUUUGGCGACACAUAUAGCGCGCAGUUGGUAUAACCGAAGUAGGACCGGUGAUCUAGUCAAAAGAUAUCAUUUGCAGGUGCAUGAUUUCUUUCUCCUUUGGAAUUAAGGAUAGAUCCCCAGGUGGAAGCCAUUUUUCUUUCUCAAUACACGGCCCCUUACCGCUAAUAUUACACUACAACUUGGCCUUGACAUCACCCUUUCCAGCCUGUUCGUGACCCUGCACGCCCAGGGCCAAUUCCUCCAAGCGCCUCCUAGCAUUCUCGGCGCCCUCGCCCAUGACGACCUCCUCGUUCCUCCAAUCCGGAUUGAACGUGACGAGGUUCAAGGGGUUUUCCCAAUGCGCCUUACGGAACAACCGAUUAUAGACAUCACCAUCGUAACUGCCCAACGCGCUCUCGAGCAAAUAAUCCGGGAUGGACCAAGCAUCGACCAGACGGACGGCAUGAGGCCUGACGUCAGUCAUGAGAUUUUGUAUUGUCGGCAUGACAGCUUGCAAUUGUUGCAGCGUGAUUGCGCCGGACAACAAGAACUCGGACGCAGAGACAUCGAGCGUGUACAGCGCGAACAGGCGGAACAGAGUCCUCAUGACUCGCAACGUGGCAUUGUCGAGCGGCGGAUCGGGUCUUGAGGUCUGGAAAACCGCAUGGUGGAAGUUGGACACGAGUAAGGUUUCAG
Molecule: messenger RNA, 1715 nt
Organism: Exophiala dermatitidis NIH/UT8656
Lineage: Eukaryota; Fungi; Ascomycota; Eurotiomycetes; Chaetothyriales; Herpotrichiellaceae
Exons: 1
Coding region: 262-1017 (251 amino acids)
Biological process (GO): fatty acid beta-oxidation
Cellular component (GO): peroxisome
Molecular function (GO): delta(3)-delta(2)-enoyl-CoA isomerase activity; enoyl-CoA hydratase activity
Source: RefSeq, a predicted model, not a curated record